AUGGCUGAGCCGAAGAAGCCAUCUGAGGCUAUGGCUGUCUCUGAAUCUGCCCAAAUCGAGCCCGAGCAGUCUCCGGCCGGGAAUAACACAACAGACACUCCAACGCCAAUCGAACAACUCGACCUCGAAACAACCCCAGCUGAAGACUCACCAUCACCGACGCGAUCAAAGCGCCGCAUCGCAGCUAUAAUGACUGCACUCUACCUCGUCCUCUUCAUAACCGCCCUCGACCAAACCAUCAUCGCAACCUCCAUCCCCACAAUCUCCGCCGCGCUACACUCCGCUUCGGGCUACACCUGGAUCGGAAGCGCCUACCUACUCGCCACCGCAGCCGCCGGCCCCAUCUGGGCGCGAAUCAGCGACAUCUUCGGCCGAAAACCCGCGCUCUUAGCCUCCGUGACAGGCUUCGCAGCCGCGAGUAUCCUCGCCGCGCUGAGUACCAGCAUGCGCAUGCUGAUCGCAGCUCGGGUACUGCAGGGCGCGAGUGGCGGAGGACUCAUCCAGAUGGUCUACAUUACGAUCUCGGAUUUGUUUAGUGUACGGCGGCGGGCGCUGUGGUUUGGGUUGCUUGGGCUGAUGUGGGCGGUCGCGGGGUCAACGGGGCCGCUUGUAGGGGGUGGGUUGACGGAGAGGGUGAGUUGGCGGUGGUGUUUCUGGAUUAAUCUGCCUGUUUGUGGGGUUGCGUUGCUUUUGCUGCUGACGUGUCUCGAUGUGCAUAACCCGCGGACGAAGCUGAAGGAUGGGGUCGUCGCCAUAGACUGGUUGGGAACACUCGCCAUCGUUGGCCUCACCCUGCUCCUUCUGCUCGGGAUGGAGUUUGGAGGCACGGUCUUUCCUUGGUCGAGUCCGAAAGUCGUCUGCCUGAUCGUCUUCGGGGUCGUGAUGAUUGGAGUCUUCAUCGUGACGGAGAAGAAUCUCGCGCGGUACCCGCUCAUCCCAAUGAGUCUUUUCCAAUCCGGUCCGACAAACGCAGCAUUUAUCCUAGCCUUCGCGCAUGGAAUGGUCUCCUUCGGAACGGAGUACUACCUCCCGCUCUACUUCCAAAGCGUGAAGCAAGCAAGCCCGUUACGAAGCGGGCUGUUCAUCCUUCCCAUGAUGGUCACGGAAGCCGGAACGGAUAUAUUAACGGGAAUCCUAAUCCACCGGAUCGGCCGAUACAGGGAGAUUACAUGGGUCGGAACUAUUCUGAUGGCGCUAGGAACAGGUCUAUACAUCAAGAUGGACCGGGAAACGAGUCUCGGCACCAUCAUCGCGUUCCAGAUCGUUGGUGGGAUCGGGACGGCGAUGCUCUUCCAGACGCCCGUGCUGGCGAUCCAGAAUUCGGUGAGUCGUGCGGCGGAUACGGCGUCUGCGACAGCGACGCUGGGUCUUGCGAGGAAUAUCGCGACGAGUUUUUCGAUUGUGCUCGGUGGGGUGGUUUUCUCGGAUGGGAUGGAUAGGAGACGGUCGAUGCUUGCCGCGGCGGGUCUUGAUCACGGUAUCUUGGAUAGGCUGUCCGGGGACAGUGCUGCUGCGAAUGUCGAUGUUGUCAAGGUGCUUAGUGACGAGGUACAGAAGAUCGCGGUGAGGGAUGCGUUUGCGUGGAGUGUGAGGAAUAUGUUUAUCUUUUACACAGGUAUUGCUGGGGUUGCGGUUUUGGCGGGGGUCUUUAUCGAGCAGAAAGAGAUGAAAAGGGAGCAUGUUGAGACGAAGACGGGGGUUGGAAAGCUCGCGAGAAGGGAGGACGCAUAG
This is a messenger RNA of Aspergillus calidoustus, 1731 nucleotides long. The record is from the annotation of a GenBank genome assembly. Lineage: Eukaryota; Fungi; Ascomycota; Eurotiomycetes; Eurotiales; Aspergillaceae.